AUGUCGUUGAACACACAAGAGGAAGUCUACAAGGAAUACUUAAACUAUGACUGGGAUUCAGAUAAAGACUUUCAAGAAGGACUAAAAGAGAUCUUAGAAUCUUAUCUUUCAAAUAUCAAAGAACAAGAUCCGCUGCAAAUAUCAAUCCCUUAUCUUGAUAAGACACAAUUAACAAAUCAAGCCAAGCUGUUUUUCUUUUGUCAAAAGACUGGUCACAUACUAAACUUGGACGAUUUUGAAGAAUGGAAGAUACACAAUGGUGAUAAGUAUGAAAAGAGUGCUAAAAUUGAUGAAUUAGAUAAUCACAAGGAUGAUGGCCAAGUAGACGAUGCCCUCGGUACUGAAGAUCCGCCUUAUUCAUCCAAUUACCAGAAUUUGGUGGAAUUGAUAAUGUCGGGUAAACCCGUGCCUGGGAUAAAAGAAAUCCCCUCAGUGGUUCUAACCGAUCAAGGAUCAGAACCGAGGGCAGCUCAAAGAAAAAAGCCAUGGGAGGUAAACAAAGAGGAAACUGAUACCUAA
This is a messenger RNA of Lodderomyces parapsilosis, 519 nucleotides long. RefSeq lists its product as uncharacterized. The transcript has a single exon. Bases 1 to 519 code for a protein of 172 amino acids. The record is from RefSeq and is a predicted model, not a curated record. NCBI's taxonomy places the organism in Eukaryota, Fungi, Ascomycota, Pichiomycetes, Serinales, Debaryomycetaceae.